This is a messenger RNA of Sesamum indicum (sesame), 1553 nucleotides long. RefSeq names its product putative sugar phosphate/phosphate translocator At3g14410. NCBI's taxonomy places the organism in Eukaryota, Viridiplantae, Streptophyta, Magnoliopsida, Lamiales, Pedaliaceae. The record is from RefSeq and is a predicted model, not a curated record.
CGGAGAACGUUCUAUGGGAGAUGAAUGGCCGGGAGAUUCUUUGAUGGGAUUCUUUACGAGAUUUUAAGGGAUAAUGACUUGGUUUUCUUGAAAAGAAUUAAGAUUAAACGAAUUAAUUAAUUAGGGUUUAGUUAUAUGCUUAUAGAAGGUGUUUUAGGAAGAAGCGGAUCAGAGUUGGGUGACUACAAAUGAAUUUUUCGCAACGCAGUUUCUUCAGCUGCUCGUCGUGAGUCGGGCCCGCUCCAGCAAACUGGAUUUACAUGCUAUCUUUGUUGGGUUUUUCAAAUACCCCGUUCAAGUGAAGCGUAGUUAAAGACAGCCCCCGGUAUUCCAGGAGUAGAACCCUAGCCUUCCGAAUUUUUCUUCACCUUCUGCCUGUUUGACUAUAUUGGGCAGCUGGGUUUCCUUCUUUGAGUUGCAGCAAUGGCGGAUCCCAAUAGGAAGUGGCUGAGACAGGAGUUCGCAACAUACGCCUACAUUCUCCUCUAUAUCGCCCUCUCCAGCGGCCAGAUCUUCUUCAACAAGUGGGUUUUAUCGUCGAAGGAAAUUAACUUCCCAUAUCCUCUUGGACUGACACUGCUUCACAUGGUCUUCUCUUCUGUUUUAUGUUUUAUGCUUACCAAAGUUCUCAAGAUCAUGAAAGUUGAGGAAGGAAUGACACCGGAUAUAUACAUGUCUUCUGUUGUCCCAAUUGGUGCAAUGUUUGCUAUGACUCUAUGGCUAGGGAACACCGCUUACCUCUACAUAUCUGUUGCCUUUGCUCAAAUGUUGAAAGCAAUCAUGCCAGUUGCUGUUUUCAUUCUUGGUGUAUUAGCUGGACUUGAAGUGAUGAGUUGCAGGAUGCUUCUAAUAAUGUCGGUUAUCAGUUUUGGGGUACUGGUAGCAUCCUAUGGGGAAAUAAGUAUAAGCUGGAUAGGUGUCGUUUACCAAAUGGGAGGUGUAGUUGGAGAAGCUUUGCGGCUAAUAUUUAUGGAGAUUUUUGUGAAACGGAAGGGACUCAAACUAAAUCCUAUCUCUGUUAUGUAUUACGUUAGCCCCUGCAGUGCUCUUUGCCUCUUAAUCCCAUGGAUCUUCCUGGAGAGGCCGAAGAUGGAUGCACAGGGGACAUGGAGCUUCAAACCUCUCAUUCUGAUGCUUAAUUCUCUUUGUACGUUUGCCCUCAAUCUCUCAGUUUUUCUUGUCAUUUCACAUACAAGUGCUUUGACGAUUCGUGUGGCCGGUGUUGUCAAGGAUUGGGUUGUAGUCCUACUAUCAGCACUCCUUUUCGCAGAUACAAAACUGACACUUAUCAAUCUCCUUGGUUAUGCCAUCGCAAUUGCAGGGGUAGCUGCGUACAAUAACCACAAGUUGAAGAAGGAAGCUUCUCGUGUUAGCUCGGACGAACCUGCUCAGUCAAUUCCACUUGUUUCAACUUCAACCUCAAAUCAGUGAAACAAAGGAAACAUAUAUACUCUCUCGAUAACUCAGGUUUGUGAAUAUAAUGUGUCUUUGUAAUCAAUUCUUGAUCCGUCAGAUGGUUUCAAAUUGGUUUUAGUGGCAGUCGUUAAGUGUUC